ACUUCAAAAAUAAAAAUUGUCAAGUGGAAAUCGCAAUCACCAAAUGACUUGGUUAAUAAAAAGAUAACAUUAAACACAGACUUAUAUCCUCCUUCAUAAACAUUCCAUCACAAUAGAAUUAUAUUAAGCUAACCAUGGAGGAUAUGGCACGUUUAGCGCUGGUUGAGCAGAGCGUCAAAGAUGAAAAUCAAUAUAGAAAAAUACUCUUCGAUCUUUUGGACCACAUAAGCAAUAUUUUAGAUAAUCCCCACGAUUACGAUUUGAGAACUAUUAAGAGUGAUAUCCUAGAAAAAGUGUUAGACUGUGAGGCCUUCGCCGACUACCUGAAAUACAUUGGAUUUCAAAUGGGACAAAAAGAAAUUAUGUUUCCCAGAGAACAAACUUUAAGUAAAUUGAGAAUAGCACAAGCUGCUCUGGAAAGAAAAAUAGGUUUUUGUUGUGGCAAUCUUAACAAGACUGUUACUGUAACAGAUAACAAGAAGACCAGUAAACCAAAACUUACAGAAGCCAAUGUAUUGGUAACCAAUAAUUCAUUUUUAUUAAGAAUCCAGUCACUUUUCAAUGACAUGAUAAGGUAUGAGGAUGAAGAGCUCCAACAGAGAGCCAGGGAACACAUCCCACUUGUGACGCUGCAGCUCAUGGCACUGGACAGGAUGAGGGAGCAUCAGAAGAAAAUUAAAAUGGGUGAGAUCAAAGAUCAAGACAUGUCUUUCGACAUGGCCUUGUUAAUGGAACUGAUUGUGUGGUUCAAAAACAAGUUCUUCACAUGGGUCGAUCAACCAGCCUGUGACAAGUGUGGCCGAGCUACCUCGUUAGUCAGUGUUAGCUCCGUCAAGACUGACUUAGAAACUUGUAGAGCUGAGCUAUAUAAAUGCUCGUGCGGCCGCGACGUGCUCUUCCCGAGGUACAACAAUCCCAUCACCUUACUGAGAACGAGACGCGGCCGCUGCGGGGAGUGGGCUAACUGCUUCACGUUGAUGUGUCGUGCGCUCGGAUACGACACAAGAUACGUGUACGACACGACCGAUCACGUGUGGUGCGAGGUGUUCGACCAGGACUCCCAGCGCUGGUUGCACGUGGACCCCUGCGAGGGGUGUCUGAACGCUCCCCUGAUGUACGAGCACGGUUGGGGGAAGUCCCUCACAUACAUCAUAGCGGUCUCACGAGAUGACCUCCAGGACGUAACGUGGAGAUAUUCCAGCCACCAUAAAGCGCUGCUGCAGCGUCGCGAUGAAGUGUCCGAAGCGGACCUGGUGCUAGCAAUCCUGGCUCUCCGUGAUCAUCGUCACGACCAGGUGAGUCCGGCCAGAAGGAGGUACCUCGUCAUCAGGACAUUGAAGGAACUUGUGGAAUUGAUGGUGGAGAGGAAACCCGGCGAAAUGGAAUCCCACGGCCGGAUAUCCGGUUCGAAGGCGUGGCGGAUGGAGCGCGGUGAGACGGGAGCGAGGAAACACGCGUUCAUACUAACAGAACCCGGCGACCAUUGUGUACAAUACCGCACCAGCUCAGAUACAUAUAGAGUACUACUGAAUAACGUACAACGAGACGAGAUAAAGAGCUGGAGGGGGGGAGUGUUCCACAGCGAGAACAUGUUCAGGAAGUUGGAGACGGACUGGCAGCAGACCUACCUCGCCAGGGAGGAGGGAGAAAACACCGGCAGUAUAUCGUGGAAGCUGAUGGUGGAAGGAGACUUGAUGAUAUCGAGCGUAGCGAUGGACGUCACCACCGCUCAGUACGAGGAUGGCAGGAUAGAGUGGACCUACGAGGUGGACCACCAGCCCCCGAGGACCUUCAGCUUGAACGCGGGUCGGUGGCAGAUAGACGGUAGGUGGUCAUCGUGUGAGGUGAGAGCUCGUCUGGUCGGGGGGAAGGGGGUGGUAGCCUGGCAACACGCGCAGAUCGCCCGACAGCACGCCUCCGACGACAAACCAGCGCUCAGCCUGCUAGCCACCGUCGUGCCACGGUGACUCACACGCCUCCCACGUACAACAAUCGACACGAAUGAUAAUUACAAUUUAAUUUAACAACAAAAUAAACUGUAUAUACAUGAAAUAUGUUUAUUAAAUACGUUAUGUUGCCAUGUA
Molecule: messenger RNA, 2084 nt
Organism: Danaus plexippus (monarch butterfly)
Lineage: Eukaryota; Metazoa; Arthropoda; Insecta; Lepidoptera; Nymphalidae
Gene: Pngl
Product: peptide-N(4)-(N-acetyl-beta-glucosaminyl)asparagine amidase
Exons: 11
Coding region: 135-1967 (610 amino acids)
Biological process (GO): protein quality control for misfolded or incompletely synthesized proteins; glycoprotein catabolic process; protein deglycosylation
Cellular component (GO): nucleus; cytosol; cytoplasm
Molecular function (GO): peptide-N4-(N-acetyl-beta-glucosaminyl)asparagine amidase activity
Source: RefSeq, a predicted model, not a curated record